AAGGCAGCAACACCAAGUCAGAAGAGGAAACUAAAAAAAAAAAAGCCAUCGAUCAAGUACUUCAUCAAACGUAGCAGAGCUGCCACCUGCCAGCUUGGACUAGUGCUAGCAACUUUAGGCAUCGAUCCAUGACGGCAGCGACGCUCCUCGCCCUGCUGCUUCUUCUCGUCGCCGGCGCUUAUGGUAUCGCGGCACAGGGCGGCGGCGCGGCAGGAACUCGGCCGCGGCGGCAGCAGGUGGUGGACGUGGGGGUGAUCUUGGACAGGAAGACAUGGGUGGGGAACAUGAGCUGGACGUGCAUCGAGCUGGCCCUGGAAGAGUUCUAUGCUCACCCUAGCCACGCCAACCACAGCACCAGGCUGAAACUCCACCUCAGGGACACCGUCGUCGACGCCGUCAGUGCCGCAGCCGCAGGGGUUUAUCUACUGAAAAAUGUCAGUGUGCGAGCGAUCGUUGGGCCACAGACGUCAACUCAGGCUAAAUUUCUUGCGCAGCUCGGGAACAAAUCAUCGGUUCCGAUUAUUUCACUCGCCUCUGGUGGCCAUUCACGAUCUGGACUAAAUCCAUACUUCAUACGGAUGGCGUGGAACGACUCCGCUCAAGCAAAGGCUAUCGCCUCAAUUGUUCAAAGAUACAAUUAUAGGGAAGUCAUCCCUGUAUAUGAGGAUGAUGAUUCCAAUAUCAAAUUCAUUCCUGACCUUGUUGACUCCCUCAGACAAGUUGACACUCGUGUCUCGUACAGGUGCAAGAUCCAUCCUUCAGCUAAAGACGAUGACAUCAUGAGAGCUAUCUCAAGCUUGAGAGACCAUUGGACAAGUGUAUUCGUUGUGCGUUUGUCGAAUACGUUAGCUCUUAAAUUUUUUCAGCUUGCUAAAAAAGAAGAGAUGAUGAGUCCGGGAUUUGUAUGGAUUACUGCAUAUGGCUUGACAGAUAUCUUUGAUGUCGUCGGUUCUCCUGCUCUUGAUGUGAUGCAAGGAGUCCUUGGGGUGAAACCUCAUGUUCAAGAUACUAUGGAGCUUCAAAGCUUCAGACAGAGAUGGCGCAAGAAGUACCGAUCAGAAAAUCCAGGCACCUCAUUAAGUGGACCUACAGUGUCUGGCCUCUAUGCUUACGAUACCAUAUGGGCCUUAGCAUUAGCAGCAGAGGAAGCUGGAUUUGUGAAAUCAGACUUUGGGCUGUCUACAACAAAUAAUGGAUCCACUGACUUUGAGAGAAUAGAUACUUCAAAGGCUGCUAAAAAACUGAGAGAUUCACUCUUGCACGUCAAUUUUCUAGGCAUCAGCGGAAGAUUUCAGAUUGAAGACAUGCAAUUAGUAUCAGCAAGUUACUCCAUAGUUAACAUUGUUGGUCAGAAGGGAAGAGUAGUCGGUUUCUGGACUCCAGGAUCUGGUAUCUCUAGUAGUCUAAAUAUGACUGCUGACAUUCACACCAUCAUAUGGCCGGGUGAUACGGACACUCGACCUAGAGGUUGGCUAUUUCCAAGGAAUAAAACUCUUAACAUAGCCAUACCUGCGAAAGGUGGGUAUGGCGAAUUUGUCAGAUAUGAAAAUGACCCGAAAGGGUUCUCCAUCGAUGUAUUUCAGGAAGUAGUUGCUUCUUUACCCUACAAAGUACCAAUGUACUACCUUCCAUUUGAAGAUGGGAGAGGAGAGAAUAAUGGAACUCUUGAUAAACUUGUCUACAAAGUUUAUCUUAAGGAAUUUGAUGCAGUGGUAGGUGAUAUAACAAUCUUGGCCAACCGUUCUUUAUAUGUGGACUUUACUCUUCCUUAUACAGAGUCAGGGGUGCGCAUGCUGGUUCCGGUGCUAGACCGGAGGAAGAAGACUCCAUGGACAUUCCUAAAGCCUUUGACAACUGAAUUAUGGUUAGGAACUGGGGCAUUUGUUAUCUACACUGGUUUUGUAGUCUGGUAUAUUGAGCGAAGAACAAAGAAAGAAUUCAGAGUCCCAGUAACUCAAAAUGAAGAGGGAAAUUUCGAAGGCCCCCUAGCCACUCAAAUUGGAAAGGUCUUCUACUUUUCCUUCUCAACGCUCGUAUUUUCUCAUAAGGAAGGGAUGACAAACAACUUAUCAAGACUUGUAGUAAUAGUUUGGCUUUUUGUGGUGCUGAUAGUUCAGCAGAGUUACACUGCAAGUUUAAGCUCAAUUCUGACAGUGGAACAACUUCAGCCAACAUUCACCAGUUUAGAGGAAGUUAUCAGCAAAGGGAGCCAUGUAGGCUACCCUAGUGGUUCAUUCAUACCUGUGCUUUUGAGAUGUUUGAAAAUCGACGAAUCAAAGAUGAUCGCCAUAGACUCUGCGGAGAAAGUCCAUGAAGCCUUAUCAACUGGAAAAGUAGCGGUUAUCGUUGAUGAGAUACCAUACCUUAAGCUGUUCCUUAAAAAGUACUGCGACAACUACACUAUGACUGGACCAACAUACAAGUACAACGGAUUUGGUUUUGCAUUCGCUCAAGGCUCUCCACUCACAGCUGAUAUAUCUAGGGGGAUACUGAAACUUCAAUCAAAUGGCAGAAUGGUGGAGCUGCAGAAAAAUUUGUAUGGCGACAAGUCAUGCCCAGACAUAGAUGACUCCCAAACUUCAAGCAGCCUUACAUUGCGCAGCUUUCAAGCGUUGUUCAUUUUCUCAGGGGCAUGUUCAGUGGGUGCAUUGUUCCUGGAUGUUGUCAGAACUUAUUACCGUGCACAUGGAUCGAACAGUGCAAGCAGGAGUCCUUCUAACACUCCAGAUAAUGAUGAGCCCACAAUGCCUGUUGGUAGUACAGGUGAUACAGGAAGCCCACCAGAAGGAGAAGAAAACCCUGGUAGGGAUCUUUUUGAUGCAGGACGAGAGUCAUAUUCACUCAUCAGGGGGCAUAGGGAAAGACGUAUUUUGUCUCACAGUGGGAGUUCAUUGCGCCGGAGGCAGAUAGAAUUAUCUAAUGAACAACAUGGUGAGUUGAUUGCGCUGGAGGAAGAUAGAUCGUUGUAAGGAUUUGUUGGCUUAACAUUACAUUUAUGUUUAUGUUUAGCUCUUUUGAAUGCGUAUCUCUUUUGCCACAUUAGAAACUAAUCAAAACUGUGAAGAGCAAGCAAUUCUCAUGCUUUUGAUUCCAAGAAAAUGUAAUUUUGUAGCAUGCAUGCAUGUUGAUUUCUGCAUCCCCCAAAGUGCAGUCAGAUUAUCAAAUGGUGAUGUAUUGUAAGAUCUGCUCAUGGCAUUAAUUUGGCUAGUUUUAUAUCA
Lolium perenne is the source of this 3218-nucleotide messenger RNA. RefSeq names its product glutamate receptor 2.5. The record is from RefSeq and is a predicted model, not a curated record. Lineage: Eukaryota; Viridiplantae; Streptophyta; Magnoliopsida; Poales; Poaceae. Gene Ontology annotation, molecular function: ligand-gated monoatomic ion channel activity. Gene Ontology annotation, cellular component: membrane.